Penicillium subrubescens is the source of this 969-nucleotide messenger RNA. RefSeq names its product frataxin family protein. Gene Ontology annotation, biological process: intracellular iron ion homeostasis; iron incorporation into metallo-sulfur cluster. NCBI's taxonomy places the organism in Eukaryota, Fungi, Ascomycota, Eurotiomycetes, Eurotiales, Aspergillaceae. The record is from RefSeq and is a predicted model, not a curated record. Bases 52 to 687 code for a protein of 211 amino acids. Gene Ontology annotation, cellular component: mitochondrion. The transcript has 2 exons. Gene Ontology annotation, molecular function: ferroxidase activity; ferrous iron binding; iron chaperone activity.
CUGAGGUUUCCAACAUCUCUCAAUUUCCUCAACCUCACUCGAUAUCCCACAAUGCUCUCCCGCAGUGCACCCCGUCUUCUCCGCGCUGGCUCGGCCAUCCGUGCCUCGUCCCGUACCUCCAGCAUUGCCCGCCAAGCCGCGGCUCCCCUCGGCCGGAGCUACCCAGUGCAACCGCGGGCAUUCACCUCUUCCGCAUUCUUCUCAAAGGGUCUCCAGCCCGACUCGGAGAACCCCCAGCCAUCGAAUCCUCAGAGCACACCUGUCGCUGGUUCCGGCGCACAUGUCACCGAGCCGUCUCCUCUGACACCGGAAGAAUACCACGAGUACUCGGAGCAUUACUUCAACGUACUCCUCGGGGAGUUGGAGAAGGCGCAAGAGGAGGGGUCCGAUGUGGAGGCAGAGUACAGUGCCGGGGUCCUCAACAUAACUGUUCCUGCAAUCGGCACCUAUGUCCUGAACAAGCAACCCCCCAACAAGCAAAUCUGGCUCAGCUCACCCAUCUCCGGUCCCAAGCGGUACGACUGGAUUGUCGAGGGUGAUAGCAUGUACGAGAAGCAGGACUCCCGCCCAUUUGUGCAUGGACAGUGGAUCUACCUCCGGGACGGGUCAAACUUGACGGAGCUGCUGAACACGGAAUUGACGCUGCAGCUUCCGAAGGAUAUCUAUGGUGAAGUUGUUGAUGCGUGAAGUGAUGUUCUCGGGCCUAAUGAUACGGGCUCCGAGGUGAUGUAUGACAGAAGAUCGAUGUCGCAUUUGUCAUGAUUUUUGUCUUUGAUUGGGGGAUCGGGUGACGGAACACUGGUCUCCUCUCGGGGGCAAAUGAGGCAGAUAUUGUAUUCUAGUUUUCAUGUGUGUCCAAUGCCAAAGGUUUUGACACUCUUUACAUGACUGUUUCAUAAUCUAUGUGAUGGACAUCUAUUUCAGCCCCGGGGUCACAGAACGACUUGGCUGACCUCUGGCAAGCCCCAG